Messenger RNA from Serendipita indica DSM 11827, 3573 nucleotides. NCBI's taxonomy places the organism in Eukaryota, Fungi, Basidiomycota, Agaricomycetes, Sebacinales, Serendipitaceae. The record is from the annotation of a GenBank genome assembly.
AUGUCCACCGCCGACGACGGUGGCCGCAGAUCUCCUGGAGUUUCCACAUCACCUGUGGGGAUUCGACGUACAACAAGCCAGUGGACAGAUGCUCCAUCCCAAAGCUAUUUCCCUCCAACUUCGCCCAGUCGCCGUCCAGGAAACAGUCGGUUCCCGUCAAAUGCAACGGGCGGCAACACGGCUUCAAAUAUCACAGUAAAGGGAAGGAAAAGGAGAGAAGUUCGUAGCGCCAGUCUGACAAGCUCACACCAUGGCGGCUACGCAGCACCUCCCGGCAGCAGGCCACGAACGACGGGUGCGUUUUCAGAGGAAGACGAGACGGAGACUAUCGAUGCCGUCGAUUCUGCUGAUGACAACGACGAACGUGCCGACGCAUUCAGCGGCGACGAGCAUGACGAAGAGACCCAGACGCCAAAGUUGGGAGAGCAAGAAGAAGUCACCCUCAAGGAACGCCAGUCUCUCAUCAACGAUGAGCAUCCCUUUGGUCUCCCAAUCUGGAAACCAGCACUCUACCGCAAGUCGAGAACCGUCACGCGUGAAGCAGAGACGGCCUUGCAUGGCGUUCCAUCUGCAUCUCGCGACCUCCUUAUCCCCGGGAAUAUCCUCUGGACACUUCUCUUUGGCUGGUGGAUUUCUCUCAGCUUUAUCAUCACCUCGUUGAUCAUGUACAUCAUUCCAUUUGGAGCCAGAACAUACGCCCCCGUCGUCUAUGGUCUAGGGUGGUACUUAUUCUGGCCAUUUGGUCGCUACGUCGAAGGCGAUCUUCCUCCUAGCGAGCCGCCCACAGAGGAAGAGGAGAGCAAUGGAGAUGGCGAAGACGAGGACGAGCGACCUACUCGAUCUAGGACUGUAAGUGGUCACUCCAAUACUGGGACUGUUCGCCCUGGUGAUGUCGGAGGACAAUCCACCGUGCGCGCAAUGCCGACGACCAACCAGCCUGGACAGCACGCCCAAGAUGGUUCGUGGAAUCCAGGUGAACUGUCUUCGCUCCUCGCUCCACAAUCGGGACAGAAAUCGUAUGGCGCCACCCCAUCUCAAACCACGCAAUACAAUACACUUCCUUCCCACAACUAUGGCGUGUCCUCGUCCGAGUCGGAAUGGACACUCUUUGGCAAGUGUGUCUACUAUUUCUUCCUCGUCUUCAAGAUUGCUCCGACCCUGCUCCUCGUCUGCACAAUAUGCUGGGCGUGUGUCUUCACGAUCCCAAUGGCAAAGCUGCAGUGGGAGCUCCUCAAGUAUCUUUUCACCCGUCCGGAGAGCAUUAGGUUCUGUUCUGCACCCAAAAUCCCCGUCGUCACACCUUCGACGAAUGCUCCCGACACCAUCGCAGAGGAAACCGAGGGCCAGGUGAAUGGAGCAGCAGAUUCAACACCAGUGAACCGCCCGUACCUCCUCAGACGUGCGACACUUCGAGCAGGACAGAUUGCUCCAUCUGGUUCUCCCAAUUCUUCGGUGUUGCUUUGCAUCUACCGGGCCAUGGGUUUCAGGUAUUACAAGUACACCGUCGGAGGAGUCAACAUCAUGUUCAUCAAUCUCAUGCCCGUCGUCUUCUUUGUCAUCCUGGACGGCCUCGUCUUACUCCCAUGGGUGGAGAAGAAGCACCAUCAUGGGGAGCACGUCGAUCCAUUCUUGAGAUUUAUUGGAAGCCAAGGCAUGGUAUUUGUCCUCAGCUUGGCAAGCGUGAUCCCGUUGAGUUACUUUAUCGGCAUGGCCGUGGCGAGUAUCUCGGCUCAGAGUUCGAUUGGGAUGGGUGCCGUUAUCAACGCGACAUUUGGUUCCAUCAUUGAGAUUAUCCUCUAUGCCAUUGCCUUGACACAAGGUAAAGGACGGCUUGUCGAGGGGUCCAUUGUGGGCAGUAUUCUCGCUGGAGUCUUACUCAUGCCGGGGGCUAGUAUGUGCUCGAUGGCAUUGCGAAGAAAGGAGCAAGAUUUUAAUGCAAAGAGUGCGAGCGUGACGAGUACGAUGCUCAUCAUGGCCAUUUUUGGUACCCUUACGCCCACUCUGUUCUAUUCGAUCUAUGGCAACUUCCAACUCGUUUGUGAAGGAUGCCCUGAUGGUACCGUUGGCCACCCGACCAUUCCGACCAACAGUUCGACAUUGGACGUCUUGAGUGGUGGCAUCGCGGUUGAUCCCCCAUGGAUAUGCAAGCAUUGCUACUAUGCACACCCGAAUCCCGUCACCGAUCCCUUUUACCAAGAGACGGUGAAGCCCCUGAUGUACUUCUGCGCAAUCAUCCUCGUUCUGUCAUAUCUCAUCGGUCUCUGGUUCUCUCUUCGCACGCAUGCAUCGCAAAUCUGGCAGAAUCCACGCCAAUUGAUGGAGCCUCAUCCACUUGACUUGAACGCCCCAGGAGGUACUGGCCGCAUGUCACUCUACCACCGCCUACUACACAUGCCAUCUGGUCUACCUUCAUAUCGUCACUCCGAAUCGCAAAACCGAAGGUCAGGCUCACAAGCUCGGCCUGAGUCUGUCCCUCGUCGACCCAUGUCCCUGCGUAGAAAAGCGAGUGCAGCAACGACAGCAACGACGACUGGAGACAGCAUCUAUGGGGGUAGUCUCAUUAGUCGAGGGGAUAGCACCGUGCGCCUCCACGAUCCACAACAGCCUCCUUCCCACAUCACCCUCCCACCGUCUCCGACCGCCAAUCGCCGGAUCGGUCCUGCGCUCCCUACGGGAGCAGGAUACACACCCAUCAUUGAAACUGUCUCUCAAGCAACAAAGGCCGCUGUCGAUCCCAUGGUCCUCCCUCCGCCGACACUAACCGUUUCUGGCACGUCUGGCGAGCCUACGCGGUUGAAUCUCACGACGGAUGAGUUUACGAGGGCCGUGGCGGUCGCAACGGUGAGUGCGUUGCGUGCGGAUGCGGUUGUUGGUGCGCGGAUGAGGGCCGCUGGUGGGGGUGAGUACCCUCAUGGACACUCGCAGGUCUCUGGAGGGGGUCAUGGAGGUGGCCAUGGAGGACAUGAUGCGCCUUCGUGGAGUCGUGCUGUCAGUGCGAGUGUACUUCUCGCUUGCACGUUGCUCUAUGCAAUUAUUGCGGAGAUUCUCGUCGAUGUCGUCGAUGUCGUUUUGCAAGGUUCGGGUAUCGACGAGAAGCUGCUCGGUAUCACCCUCUUUGCGCUCGUGCCGAAUACGACAGAGUUUAUGAACGCAAUGUCAUUUGCGAUCAAUGGCAACAUUUCACUCAGUAUGGAGAUUGGGUCUGCGUAUGCGCUGCAAGUCUGUCUCUUGCAGAUUCCGGCUAUGGUUGCCUUUUCUGCCUGGUAUGAUCCUCGACAUAUGGGAACCGGUGCCGAUACGUUCACACUCAUUUUCCCCCGUUGGGACGUGAUUGCCAUCAUCCUCUCCAUCUUCCUACUCACCUAUACCUACAUCGAGGCGAAGAGUAACUAUCAUCGCGGUAGCAUCUUGAUUCUCAGUUACUUGGUCAUGACGUCUGGCUUUUACUUUGCACCACACGACAAGGAAGAAGACGAGAGCAUCGUCAACAUGACACAAAUUGCGCAAGCGUUCCCGAUCCAACCACUGAUGCACGUUGUCAAAACCUACUUCUUUUCCUUGUUCUCUCGAUAG